Molecule: messenger RNA, 2057 nt
Organism: Pelobates fuscus (common spadefoot toad)
Lineage: Eukaryota; Metazoa; Chordata; Amphibia; Anura; Pelobatidae
Product: P2X purinoceptor 4-like
Exons: 12
Coding region: 82-1263 (393 amino acids)
Biological process (GO): response to ATP; calcium ion transmembrane transport
Cellular component (GO): plasma membrane; nuclear inner membrane
Molecular function (GO): extracellularly ATP-gated monoatomic cation channel activity; purinergic nucleotide receptor activity; ATP binding
Source: RefSeq, a predicted model, not a curated record
UUAUUCCCAGCAGGCAGACAGGUCAUAUGAUCUGAGCAGUUCAGGAUUCCCCGUGGUUGGUACCUGGAGCCCAGUGGAGCCAUGGCGAGCAGGGGGUUCUGCCGGGAGCUGUACAGCUGUAUCUUUGAUUACAGCACCCCGCGUAUAGCGCUCAUCAAGAGCAGGAAGGUUGGUGUCAUGAACAGGCUCAUCCAGCUGGGAAUUCUCGCCUAUGUGAUUGGGUGGGUCUUUGUCUGGGAGAAAGGCUACCAGGAGUUUGACACAGUAGUCAGCUCUGUGACUUCGAAAGUGAAGGGCGUAGCAGUGACCAACACCUCAGCGUUAGGCACAAGGAUCUGGGAUGUGGCUGAUUAUGUUAUACCGCCUCAGGAGGAAAAUGCCUUCUUUGUGAUGACCAACCUCAUUCUUACACAGAAUCAGACUCAAGGCCACUGCCCUGAUUUACCGGACCAGUCAACCAUAUGCAACUCCUCACAUGACUGUAUUCCUGGAUUUAUAAGCACGCACAGCUUUGGAGUUCAGACUGGACAAUGUGUCGCUUAUAAUGAAACUGUAAAAUCCUGUGAAGUUUAUGCUUGGUGUCCAGUAGAAAAUGACACAGAAUUGCCAGAACCUGCUUUUCUCAAGGAAGCUGAAAACUUUACAGUUCUUAUUAAAAAUAAUAUUUGGUUUCCAAAAUUUAAUUUCUCCAAGAGAAACAUUUUGCCUAAUAUCACCACCAGUUACCUGAAGAACUGUCUAUAUGACCAAAUGCACAACCCUUUUUGUCCUAUAUUUCGCUUGGGAAGCAUAGUAAGUGAGGCAGGAGAAUCCUUUCGCGAUAUGGCUAUACAGGGAGGUGUGAUGGGGAUUCAAAUUAGGUGGGACUGUGAUCUGGACAAAAAGUUCUCAAAAUGUGUCCCAAGGUAUUCUUUCCGACGACUGGAUAGCCGAGAAUUGGAUCACAAUGUGUCCCCUGGCUAUAACUUCAGAUCUGCAAAAUAUUAUAAGAACAUUAAUGAUGUGGAAUCAAGAACGCUAAUGAAAGUCUAUGGGAUCCGUUUUGACAUCCUGGUUUUCGGAACAGCUGGAAAAUUUGACAUAAUUCCAACAAUGAUUAACAUUGGUUCGGGACUUGCGUUGCUUGGAGUGGCAACUGUUCUAUGUGACGUCAUUGUCUUCCAGUUCUUUAAGAAAAGAUAUUACUACAGAGAGAAGAAAUUUAAACAUGUGGAGGAUUAUGACGAAUUGAGUGGUAAUGAAGAAAAUGGGUCAAAUCCUUGAUGAAAAGAGCACUUGCCUAUUCUGGCAUGUUCAUUUGCAAAUACAAUCGUUUACAAGCCUUGGUGGGCUGCUGCAGUGGACCUGGCCAUCGAACAUUCCACAAGCCACUUACUCCUCUUGUUAAAUAUGCUAGACCGAUCUGAUUGUGAUAAAACCCACUAAUUGCGGUGUCAGUAGCAACGUGUAGUGCAAUUGGCUUCUGUAAAAGGGAAAUCCAAAUACUGCAUCCACAAACUUAUUUUAUUUAUUUUUUGGACUAUGCGAAAUUAAAUUGUUUAUGCUCUGAUCAUACAAUUUAUUUAUUUUUAUGCAAGAAUGAUCUGUCAUAUUUGUUCUUCAUCCCAAUACACUGCAAUGUGGACAACCACAAAAGAAAGAAAUCCCCCCAUCUGUUGUCCAACAGGAAGAACUGAGGGGAUUUUAGGCAUUACAAGAAAUAAACCUGUAUUAAAGAGCACACACAAACAGGCAUUGUUCCAAAAGGGAAAUUAAUUCACAAACCACAAUUAAGAAAUGUUUGCUGUUCCAAAGUCUGCAUUCACUCCAUGUCUUAAAAUAUGGUGUUUUUAUUGCGUGACUUGAUUUCAUUGCACUCUUUGAUAAAACUCACCACCAACCAAAAUUGCUUAAUUGUUCAUCACAGAAAGACUGCCGAAGUUUCAGAAGGAAGCUAGAAAGCUAAAAACAAAAACAUAUCAAACGUAAAAUUAGACCAGCACUUUUUCUAAAAUCUUCAAAUGUCUUUCUCUAGCAUUUUAUUUAUAAUUAUUUAAAUGUUGUCAUCCUUUCAGAGA